AUGUUGCCUAUAACUAGAGGUAAAAGAAUUUCAUUAUUGGCAGUUGGCGAACUUAAUAAUAGUGAUGAAAAUGAACCAUUAAACCAAAUAGUGGAUGAAAUAACUUUUCAGAAAGAGGGUACUACUAAAAUCCUUAAUACGGAUAAUAUAGUAGUAGAAAUUAACAUUGAUGGUAAUGUUGGAUAUAAUGACCAAAGUAAUAACAGCAGUGGCUAUCCAUCCGUUCUCCUUGCAAUAGCUGAAUUUCCAUCGAGAGAAAUUUUUAUACACGACCAAGUACAAAAUUGCAAUAUUAUUGAAGAGAUAAAUGGUAGUGUUACUGUAGAAUUAGAUAGUAAUGAAAAUGCGCUUGAUUUGUUGAUAAACACUCAGGAACCAGCUGCAAUUUUUGAAGAAAAUGUUAAUGAAGACUCUGCUGACAAAAACCAAGAGAAAACCUAUUUAAACUUAUCAACUUUCUACUCGAGAGAAAAUGGCGAUAAGGAAAUAAAUUCUAGUGUUGGUGAUGAUAGCAGAGAUAAAGAUUAUAUUGUACCUGACACUUAUGGAGCAAAUACCAGUUCUAGUGACAAUGAAGCUGAGAACUAUUAUGAAAAAGUUGCUGAAACAGAAGAAAUGGUUGAGGAAACUGAACUGGGUAAGAAAAUUCUCACAAAAAAAGAUCUAGAAAUCCAGACAAUUGGGAGAAGAAUGUGUUAA
Messenger RNA from Diabrotica balteata, 699 nucleotides. The record is from the annotation of a GenBank genome assembly. Lineage: Eukaryota; Metazoa; Arthropoda; Insecta; Coleoptera; Chrysomelidae.